This is a messenger RNA of Apus apus (common swift), 2323 nucleotides long. RefSeq names its product synaptotagmin like 3 (gene SYTL3). Gene Ontology annotation, biological process: intracellular protein transport; exocytosis. The transcript has 15 exons. Gene Ontology annotation, molecular function: neurexin family protein binding; small GTPase binding. Lineage: Eukaryota; Metazoa; Chordata; Aves; Apodiformes; Apodidae. The record is from RefSeq and is a predicted model, not a curated record. Gene Ontology annotation, cellular component: plasma membrane; exocytic vesicle. The coding region runs from base 131 to 1969 and encodes 612 amino acids.
UAUCACCCAUCAAGUAAAAGCGCAGGCACUUCGUAAACAUUCAGACUACAUUAUACUUUCUAAAGUAUUAUCCAUUGUUCUGGAUGUAAUAGAACCAUAGGAUAGAAGUCCAUAAAAUAAGUGAAGUUUGAUGAAAAUGGCCUGUGAAUUUAAUCUAAACUUCCUUAAGGAAUUGGAACGAGAGGCUGUUCUGGAAGUCCUAUACCGUGACCAGACUCUGAGAAAAACAGAGGAGGAAAGAAUAAGGAAACUGAAACAGCAGCUGCAGCAGCUUCGGUGGAAAGGGGCAAGAAAUCUAAGCCAUGAAUACCAGGAGAGAUCUUGUGCUCGCUGUCAGAAAUCGCUUGGGGUAUUGAUGAACAGAGGUGCAGUGUGCAAUGGGUGCAGCCACCGAGUGUGCUCAGAGUGCCGAGUCUGCCUGAAUCCCUGCCUUUGGAAAUGCACUGUCUGUUAUGCUCAUGGAGAUGUGAAAGUAAAGGCUGGUGAAUGGUUCUUUGAAGAACGAGCAAAGAAGUAUCCAGGUGAAGGCAGACAUGAAACAGUUGGUGCAAAGCUCUUGAAAUCUUAUCAGAAACUGAGUAACAUUUCUGUUGUCCCUCCAACUCCACCUCCUUUCACGGCAAGCAACAUGACAGUAACUGAACUCAGCCAAUCAAAAAGUUUUAAUAAAUCUGUGGAAAACUUGUUUUUGUCUCUCACAACACAUAUAAAAAAAAUCUCUAAAUCCCAGAAUGAUAUGGCUGACAGAAGUCUCCUAACCACUAUGGGCUAUGGGAAGAACAUGGAAAGAAGGAGGCAAAGAAGGAGCCAGUCUGACACUGCCAUCAACAUUACAAGCAGGAUGAAAAGUACACCCAGUCUUCAGGAGCUCAUCACUGGGGCACAAAGUAGCAGUGAAAUUCUGACCAAAAUGAACUGCAAGGAAGAAGACAUGACAGCCAGUCCCCCAAGUGAUGCAGUUUUCUGUGACGGCAGAAAACAUGGGAGUUUGUAUAGUCUUAACAGCACUUGCACAGAAUCUGGCAAUUUUGGCAAGGCCAACGUCACAGGGGAGAUAGAGUUUGCCAUAAGAUACAUCUUCAAAGCUUGCAUCUUAGAAAUUUGCAUCAAGGGAUGCAAGAAUCUGGCCUAUGGAGAGGAGAAGAAGAAGAAGUGUAAUCCGUAUGUAAAGGUUUAUUUGCUUCCUGAUAAAUCUCGGAGCAAGCGGAAGACAAUUGUCAAAAAGAACACAGUGGAUCCAGAAUUCAAUGAGACUUUGAAGUACAAGAUUGAAUACCCACAGCUGGGAAGCCGGCAGCUUCAGAUCUCUGUGUGGCAUGCAGGAGCCCUCAAAUCCAGGGUGUUUUUGGGGGAAGUGGUGAUUCCACUAGCAGCAUGGAAUUUUGAAGAUAACUCAAUGCUGUUUUUCAACUGGUACCAGCUCAAAGCCAAGCUUGAAAAGCCUGAAGAUUAUCUUACCCAGUACAGCGGCGAACUCCUUGUGUCUGCAAGACUCUCAGUACCAGCCCGGUACAAACAUUUCCAGUUUGCAGACCAAGGAGCUCCCAGUUGCCAGCUUCAGGUUAUGAUAUCUGGGGCCAAGAACUUGCCCAUGCUGAGGUCUGCUGGAAUGCUGAACUCAUUUGUUAAAGGCUGUCUUAUCCUGCCAGACCAAACAGAGGUUAAGCAAAAGUCUCCUGUUCUGAAGAAAGAAGCCUGUCCCCAGUGGAAACAUUUGUUUGUCUUUGAUGGUGUUACCUCAGCUCAGCUACAGCAAUCCUGCCUACACUUGACUGUCUGGGACCAGACAGCUUUCAGCCCAAGCGAUCAGUUCCUAGGAGGAGCCAAACUUGGUGCAAAGGAAUCCUGUGGCAGUGUGGACCUUGUUUCUCAGUCAGUGCUCCAAUGGCAGGAAGUGCUCCACAGGCCAAACACAUGGGUGGACUUCACACUUGUGCUGCAUUCAAAUAAGGAAAACUUUAAGUCAUGAGAGAUUAUACCACAGCAACUUCUCCUUCCCCAUGUGUGAUUGAUGUUUUAAAUUCAAGUAGCAAAUACCUUUCAGGUCUGGGGAAAGGUACACUGUAACUGUACCUAGUUCCUGAAAGCUGGAGUUAUGCAGCUGAAAGUGUGUAAUGUUCUGAAGGUUUUAUUUCUCCAAAAGCUAAGGAUUUGUUAUCCAUGUCUUCAGCUGGACUAUAAGGUUAGUGUUUUUUCAGGAGUGACAAACUCAGUUUGAAAUACAUUAUGCUGACAAGGCAACAGUAGCCAGAUGAUACACAGUUUUCAAUUUCUGGGCACAGCAGAACUGUAUUUUAUCACAGAUAGGAAUACUUAGAGAAAA